Messenger RNA from Lytechinus variegatus (green sea urchin), 4084 nucleotides. RefSeq lists its product as uncharacterized. The coding region runs from base 269 to 2548 and encodes 759 amino acids. NCBI's taxonomy places the organism in Eukaryota, Metazoa, Echinodermata, Echinoidea, Temnopleuroida, Toxopneustidae. The record is from RefSeq and is a predicted model, not a curated record. The transcript is spliced from 13 exons.
CGUGAAUUUUUGGGGAUUUCUUCUGUAGUAUAGUUCGAAAUACGAGUUGAUGUGCAGGGACGAUCGUUGAUGCACUUGGUCAUGACGUUUCAACUUCACACUUAUUAACCUAGCAAGCUCGGUGGAAUUCUAUGAAGUAGAAAAUGUGACGAACUGUAUAUCAGUCAAGGACCGACAUCACUUUGAUCAGGAUGUGAAGUUUUGAGAGAUAUAGAAAAGUUUCUGGAUCUGAACGACACUAAAAAUCUUCGGUUCUCCAUUUGCCAUCAUGCGCCUUCCCCGUACGCCGGGACCACCGGGGUGGAGCGGCUUGUGUUCCGUGGUUCUAAUUCUGCUGGUGUUGGUAUUUUGUUCGUCGGGGAGUGCUUGCUGUCUUGAAGAACAAGGCCCGACAACGGAUUGUUCUUUUUCACAUGGCCAGGAUUUUGUCGACUGUGAAAUUGCAGAGCGUGGCUACUUCUUUGACACCUGCCCCGAUGAAGGGAUAGCACCCCUCGAUGACUUACCAAGGCCGGUCGACCCAUUCAACAUAGAACCUUACUUCACCUCAUGCCCUCCUUCCAGCGAUUACAUGUACAAGGAGCCCCUGGCCGCUUCAUCCUGCCACACCCCUUGCAGUCAUGGCAACGGGACGGUCCAUGCUGGUCUCAAUAUCACUUUCAGAGCGGAUCCAUGGACUUCUGAGCAUUUGCAAGCCAUCACGAUCUCGCUGCGAAGUCAUUCAGACGUUCAUCACGUACACUGCAUCACAUUCCGAUUUAACGGAAAUGGACUUUCGCAGGCUGCAUUGGAACAGCAUGUGUUUUUCUAUGAUGGCUUCAUUGGUCUGGAACCAGGAGUAAGUUAUACAGUCAGGGCUUUAACUCUACCCACAAGGCGUCAGUGGGAUAACAGUGUAUCCAAACAAAUAAGAAUCCCUUGGGAGUCAUGUUGGGUACCAGACCUGAAAAUCCAUGAAACACCGUUUGCCGUCAAUUUCACCCUCUUCCAAGAUCUGAGCUACGGGUUCCAACGUUUUGAUGUCCAUCUUUACGAUGAUCCAUACAAUCCACGCUCUUUAAGUGUGGAUUUCAGUACUGCAGAUAUCUAUGAAAUGGAUGGGAAAAACGGCACGAACAUCCUCUUUGAGUGCAUAGAGCCAACAACAGCUAAACUGAAAUUAUAUGUUGCAUCUGAGGAGUGCCGGUUUUGUCAGUGGAACAAGAAUAAGAUUCAAGUUCAAGGCGUAGCACCGACAUUCACUAAUUGCCCAGAACAUGACAUCAUCAGAGAGGUUGAAAUGAGGAAACCAAUGAUUGAGGUGACUCCUGUCCGCUGGUUGCCGCCAACACCAGUCUUCCAGGGAAGUUGCGGGACUGGCUACAACAGUUCUCGUGAUCCAGAUAACACUGCCUUCCGAGUUGGGACGACUACUUCCAUCAGGAACGUGGCAUGGCAGUACUCAUCAGUGUCUGAAUGCACCUUCAAUGUCGAAGUCAGGGCAGUCGAUACUACUCCACCCAAAAUCAUCUGUCCUGAUAACAUGAGCAUGUACGGUGACCCCAAGAGUAAAACAUUUCAAGUCAGUUGGCGUAAACCAUCAUUUUACGACGCUUCGGACACAGUUCUGACCAUUGUUACUCCCGAUAUACCUUCCAGCCAAACCUGGUAUAACUUUCCUGUGUUUGUGAAUACUACAGUGAAGUACCAGAUAACAGAUGCUUACAAUAAUGUGGCAUCCUGCAAGUUCUUCGUGUAUGUGAAAGGUGAUACGGAUCCUCCACAUAUACUGUAUUGCCCACGAAACGUUAUCAUGAAUGGACAACCCAAGAUGAAAAGUGCAGAAAUCCACUGGGACAAACCCCAGUUUGAUGACACAUCGGACACGGUCAUGACCAUUGUCACUCCCAAUAUUCCCAACGAUCAGACCUUCUUUAAGUUUCCUGUGGGUGUGAACACCACCGUCAAGUACAAGAUAACAGAUGCCUACAACAACACAGCACACUGUAGCUUCUCUGUUUAUAUCAAAGAGACCCCAGCUGCCUCCCCACUGGUGAUUACAUUAUCUUGUCUAGCGGGAGUUCUGCUCAUUGUGGUUGUGCUGGCCCUUGUGUGCGCAAAAAGAUAUAAAGGCAUGAAACCAAAAGAAACAGGAUCCGAAGAGAAACUUCAGCCAAGUGAAAAUGAAGUCACAUUCAUUCGUGUAGACCCUCACAAACCCAAUGGUGUUGAUUUGGACACUCUCAUUGAUUAUUCUGAGAGUCAGCUGUCAAUAGACAGGAGUUGCAAAAACAUCUACCCCUCCCAGGGACCCCCUGAACGCCGUAGAUCUGUCCCCGAACUCUCCUCCGGAUUUUGUGAAGGUAGCGACGGGCGGGGUGUACAAAGGGCAGGUGAAUUUAUUCCCAGCUUUGGACACCCUUAUCUUGAGAGUGUGGCGGAGGAAGAGAGGGAUCGUCUAGUGUGGAGGCCCAACGAGGAGGAUCGAUCCUCCAAUGGAUCAAGGUAUUCAAGGUAUUCAAGCUCCUGCUCCAAUGAGUCACCGGCCUCACAGGAAUCCACUUGUUGAUCCUGCUAACAUCCAUGAACAAGUCCUGUUGCAGAGAAAGCAGUAUGGUGUGAACAAUGGAUAGUACUGACACGUCACGGGCGUCUCAUAGUAUUCAAGCAGAAAUGUUAGUUUUACAAUCCUGUCAGGGUACUCUUCUUUCAGAUGAUUCACAUGAACAGGUCCGGUGUAUGUACUCUACAAUGCCACGUAAAGACUCUAUGAUUAAUAUGUUCAGUCAGCUCGUUCGAUAUACACAGGCUCAGUCUCGGCCUCCGAUAGGAUUUAAAAAAAAAAACAGAAUCCUCUUUUAUCAAAGCUUGAUUAUCCAAUGUCCUGAAUGAGCACGAUAGAAUUACAAAGCGAGAAUAAAAUCAACCGGGUCUCCAUGUUUCUGAGCAGGUCUCCAACAUGGUAGAACAAAGUUGAGAGAUGAGAUUCUCCAAUCGAAUGGACAUUCAAUAUUGGGACCAACACAUCACAGUAUUCAAGAGCCUGUGGUGAUUUCAUCAUCAUCUUGUCACAUUGGAGAAAGAAUGACCAAUUCAGGAACCAGUGAAGUCUUCUUUUUCAUGAACUGUGUGUCUUUGGAGAAUAAUUUGCAAGAUUGUCAGUAUCGGAGGAGAAAUGUAUAUGGAAUAUGACCGAUUUAAAAACAAUCGGGUCCACUUGUUUCUGGACAGGGUAUCUGCAUAGGAGAAUAACACUUUACUUUUUUUUAAACUCUCAUUUUGUAGACAGUAGGCCUAUAGGGGAAAAAAACUAGUAUUAUGAAAUAUUCAAUUGUUUCUAUAAAGCAGGAUGGCAGUGUUGGUGAGUGUUUUUUUUAAAAUUUAAUUUCUUUGUUGUUGUAAAUGGAUUAAUGAGAAUGAAUUAAAUUUUAUUUUGAAUUCAUUAAGAGUACUUGUUUUCUUUUCCUCAGUAAUUUAGUUGAUAGGCAGAAAACUGAGCACUUAGAAACAUCCGUAUUAAGCACCCUACAAAUCUUAUAAUUAUCAUAUUGUUAUUAAUGAAAACUCUUGUUUUGCAUUAUUUCUUCUGCUGUUAGCUUUCACUCGGACUAGUUGCUGACACGAGGACCUGUAACACAAAGCUUUGCAUUCGAUUGUAAAUUUUGAACAAAGAAAGUGAUUGGUAUAGUUUUAUCGUAAGGGCAUGCACAGCCUGUUUCAUGUUGUUCCACUAGUCAUUUGCGAGUCUGCAUCAGGGACCUGUUUCAUAAAGGACUUACAACUCUUACUUUACCAUUAUAGCAAUUACCAUGGUAACGGGGCAAUUAAAGCCAAUCGCUAUCAAGGUUUCUUUGGUAGGUGCCAUAAUGGUAAGGUUGCCAUACUUGGAACCCUUUAUGAAACGUGCCCCAGGCAUUGUCAGACUAAGCCAAGUGAGAUAGCAGCAUUACAUAACUGUUACUGGGCAGCAAAAUGAAUUCCACUCUCCAUGAUAGACAUAACCUCUUACCAUGCAGCUCUUUGUGAUAUUUGACACUAUUACCCUUUCUUGUACUUCUCGAAUAUCUCUUUACUUUUAUGUUUUGCUCUCUUCUAAGCGCCUUGA